Punica granatum (pomegranate) is the source of this 2228-nucleotide messenger RNA. NCBI's taxonomy places the organism in Eukaryota, Viridiplantae, Streptophyta, Magnoliopsida, Myrtales, Lythraceae. The record is from RefSeq and is a predicted model, not a curated record.
UAUCGCCCUCUCACUUAUGCGACUAUAAAAACCAGCUCAUGGACCGCCUGCUUCUUUUUCUCCUCUCCACCCUCUCUCUCCUCCCUCUCCGUCGAUCACUCCUCCGCCAGACCCCUUACCGGCUGACUCGCCGGCGACCCGCGGGAGACCGUCCGUUCGCUUCCUGCAACACCUUUGCUUUCAGCAAGAGAUAUUUCUCUCUCCCCCCUGUGCUUCCCAUCAUAUAUCAAGAGCAUCGGCGAGCCUUAACAAGGAGAGGUAGAAGAUAUGGACGGGCUGGGACUUCGAAAUGUGGGUUCUCAUUGCUCCAUUUCCGAGAUGGAUGACUAUGAGAUCUCUCGCCUUCUCGACAAGCCGAAGCUUAACAUUGAGCGGCAGAGAUCAUUCGACGAGAGGUCCCUCAGUGAGCUCUCUGUCGGGCUCUCUAGGGCAGGUUUGGACAACUUUGAGAGCACUUAUUCACCUGGGGGAAGGUCGGGAUUCAACACGCCUGCUUCAUCGGCUCGCAACUCUUUUGAACCUCAUCCCAUGGUGGCUGAUGCUUGGGAAGCCCUUAGGCGGUCUUUGGUGUACUUCCGUGGCCAACCAGUUGGCACAAUUGCUGCUGUUGACCAUGCUUCAGAAGAGGUCUUAAACUAUGAUCAGGUUUUUGUACGGGAUUUUGUACCCAGUGCACUGGCUUUCCUGAUGAAUGGAGAGCCAGAGAUAGUGAAGAACUUUCUCCUGAAGACUUUGCACCUUCAAGGAUGGGAGAAAAGAAUAGACCGUUUCAAGCUUGGAGAGGGUGCCAUGCCGGCUAGCUUCAAAGUCCUGCAUGACCCAGUUCGCAAAACUGACACUCUUAUCGCAGAUUUUGGUGAGAGUGCAAUUGGACGAGUUGCUCCCGUUGACUCUGGGUUCUGGUGGAUUAUUCUGCUCCGUGCCUAUACGAAGUCAACGGGUGAUCACUCUCUUGCAGAGACACCAGAGUGUCAAAAGGGAAUGAGACUUAUAUUGACUCUUUGCCUGUCGGAGGGUUUCGAUACAUUUCCAACUCUGCUAUGUGCUGAUGGAUGCUCUAUGAUUGAUCGAAGAAUGGGCAUUUAUGGUUAUCCGAUUGAAAUUCAAGCACUCUUCUUCAUGGCCUUAAGAUGUGCUCUGGGAAUGCUAAAACACGAUGCAGAAGGAAAAGAAUGUAUAGAGAGAAUUGUGAAACGCCUACACGCCUUUAGUUACCACAUGAGGAGUUAUUUCUGGCUCGAUUUCCAGCAGCUAAACGACAUAUACCGCUACAAGACUGAGGAAUAUUCCCACACUGCCGUGAAUAAGUUUAACGUCAUUCCAGAUUCAAUCCCUGAGUGGGUGUUUGAUUUCAUGCCGACUCGCGGUGGUUAUUUCAUUGGGAAUGUUAGCCCUGCAAGGAUGGACUUUAGGUGGUUCUGUUUGGGCAAUUGUGUCGCAAUAUUAUCAUCCCUGGCAACUCACGAGCAAUCAAUGGCUAUAAUGGACCUCAUUGAAGCUCGGUGGGAGGAGCUCGUUGGAGAAAUGCCUUUGAAAAUUAGCUAUCCUGCCAUAGAAGGUCAUGAGUGGAGGAUUGUGACUGGUUGUGAUCCUAAAAACACAAGGUGGAGUUACCACAAUGGAGGAUCUUGGCCAGUUCUUCUCUGGUUGUUGACCGCUGCUUGCAUCAAAACGGGCCGGCCCCAGAUCGCGAGGAGGGCAAUCGAUCUAGCUGAGACUCGUCUACUCAAGGACAGCUGGCCUGAAUACUACGAUGGGAAACUUGGCAGAUAUAUUGGGAAACAAGCAAGAAAGUACCAAACAUGGUCUAUUGCUGGGUACUUGGUGGCAAAGAUGCUGCUCGAGGAUCCUUCCCACCUGGGUAUGAUCUCCCUAGAAGAGGACAGACAAUUGAAGCCCGUCAUGAAGCGAUCUUCUUCUUGGACCUGCUGAACUAAAGCUCGAUGAGGAAUUCGACAAGAGAAAAAACGGACAAGGAGAAGAGCCUGAAGGAUCAGAUGGUUUGGUAUCAUCAUUCUUUGGUGAGUCUGUGCUGGUAGAUUUGAUUGCUGUAAGGUUUUCUCAUAUAAGUUUGCCCCUUUCUUUUAUCUUACUGAUGUACAAUAGUUUCUGUUUGAAGUUUGACAUCAUCAAGGAACUACCUCGAAUAAGAAAGAUACAGUUUGUGUCUGGUACUCUCUUGAGAUUUUGAUGGGCUUUUCCAAUGAAUGGCCAUGAACUUUACUUAA